Kwoniella botswanensis is the source of this 1281-nucleotide messenger RNA. RefSeq lists its product as uncharacterized. The coding region runs from base 1 to 1281 and encodes 426 amino acids. NCBI's taxonomy places the organism in Eukaryota, Fungi, Basidiomycota, Tremellomycetes, Tremellales, Cryptococcaceae. The record is from RefSeq and is a predicted model, not a curated record. The transcript is spliced from 10 exons.
AUGUCCAACUCGACAGUAGCAGGAGCAGCCGCAGGAGCAGGGAUGGACGUGAAUACGAUCCUAUGGAAACAGAUGGGUGCCAACGUUAACAACACUACUUGGUACGCGAUCAUAGGAACUGUCCUUCAAUCAUUGAUAGUUUCAUCGAUCUUAUCAAACACUUCGAAUUAUUUCAGUUAUUUCACUCAGACUGAUUCGAUCUGGUUAUUGGAAGCUGUCGGCCUAGGAGCUAUACUGUCUGUAGGAGCAUUAGGAUUAACAUGCGCACAAGCAUACCACCUGGUGUAUGAAAAUGAACAUAACAUCGCUACCCAUUUCCGAUUCCUGAUGUUUGGCGACAUGUCGCAUCUACUCAUUGGAGCUAUAUUUAACGCUGCUGGUGCGAGUUAUUAUGCCUAUAGAGCAUGGAGGAUGUCAGGUAAUAAAUGGUACAUCAUACCUCCUUUCGCCAUUGGUAUCGUUGCACAGUUGGUAAUCGCCUUAGUUGCUGUAGGAAACGGACUGAAGAUGCCCAAACUCACUAUCGAGGCCGUUAAGGAUUUACCAACAUUUAUGAGUGGGACUAUUACCUGGUUUAGAGCUUGGGGUGCUAUUACAUGUGCUGUUGAUGGCACUUUAUGUUUGUUCAUGACUUUCAUGUUAUUCAAAUCUAAACAAGGUAUAUUCCAUAAUCAAGAUCGGUUGUUCAAGAGAUUGAUUUCACUUGUAUAUGAAACUAUGAUGCCACCUGUACUGUGCUUGUUGAUUUUGGAGUCAUGUAGUGGAGUAUCCGGUUCACCCCUGACCGACUUUCGAAGGAUUUUCACCUCUAUCUUGCCUGUUUUAUAUUAUCAUUCCGUCCUGUCUACUCUUGUAGGUCGAAAGACCAUCCAGAAGAUCCUCGCUCGGAAGCUCAAUGCGGAGGGUAUCGAACAACUCUCUGGAUCUGGUAGUGGAUCCGGGGGACAUGUCUCCAAAUCUGGUGGAAGGGUAUAUGUCAGUAGACCUAAAAGGGGUGAAAAAGAUGUGGAAUUAGGAAAUGUCAGAUCACCCUAUACGCCCAGAUCCAAAUUGUCAGAAGGUCCUGUUGUACAUGUUGAAACUGAACAAACUACUACGACUACUGGACCGGACGGCUACGAAAUUCAUCUACCAACACUAGGAAGGAAUAGAUUGCCCAGCGAUCAUCAUGGAGUGAACAGCCAAGAUAGUGUAAGUUGGGAAGGUACGAAUAACUAUAAUCAGAAAUGGGAAUCUACAGAUAGAUUGUAUGAUGGACUCGGUACAGGUCGGGCAACGUGA